This is a messenger RNA of Penicillium diatomitis, 306 nucleotides long. RefSeq lists its product as uncharacterized. Bases 1 to 306 code for a protein of 101 amino acids. The transcript has 2 exons. The record is from RefSeq and is a predicted model, not a curated record. NCBI's taxonomy places the organism in Eukaryota, Fungi, Ascomycota, Eurotiomycetes, Eurotiales, Aspergillaceae.
AUGCCGGCCACAUACCCCAUCGGCACACGCGCCGAGACCGAACGGCUCGUCAAAGACUGGGGCUUCCAUCACGUAUUCACAUGGACCGAUGGGAGUAAGGGCUACUACGCGCCUCACAGUCACCGGGGCCUAACGACCCAUCUCAUCCGUCAGGGCACAUUUACCAUCACGUACCCCGAUGAGAAUUUCAAUGGCGAGGUGAAGAAGGAGACGUUUGGACCUGGGGCGAGGAUUGAUGUUCCGGCUGGGAAACUUCACGAGGUAUGGAUUGGGGAGGAGGGAUGUGAGUAUGUGAUUGGCGAGUAG